UACUUAUCCAAGUGUUUGAAAAAAUGCUCACAAAGAGUCUCUGGCUUCAGCCUCUCUGAACUUCAAACAAAUGUCUGAAGCUUCUCAUUUCCAUGUAUUAUUGACAUUUCCCUCCCUCUCCUCCAUUCUCUAGUACGCACAGACUAGCGCUUUUAGAUUCUCAAUGCAUUUUCAAAGCCUGAAGCUUCCCAUUUCAUUCAGCUUUUCAUCUCCACGAUCUGGAUUCUCUCAAAACCCUCGAAUCAUCAAUCGUCUCUUGCUGCCAGUAUCGGCGAAAUAUGGAGCUCCUUCGAUUAGUAACUGCUACAUCUUCGCUCCGAAGAAUCGUCCCAGUUCCCCAAGCCUCGUGGACGGUCGUGGAGAAGAAGAUAGAUUGAAGAGUACAUUUGUCAAGGAGGUCGACGUCGUUACUCUUGGUAAUCUUUGCGUUGACAUAGUUCUCAAUGUCCCGAAGUUACCGCCUGCGUCGUUCGAGGAGAGGAGAACUUACAUGGAACAGUUAGCGGCCUCGAGUCCCGAUAAGAUUGGGAUGGUGAGCAAGUGGUGCAAUAUGGGGAUUUUGGGUUUGAUCAUUGCCAGUAUUUCUUCUAAGCGUUUUUGGGAGGCUGGGGGUAACUGCAACAUGGCAAUUGCAGCAGCAAGAUUGGGGCUCCAUUGUUUGACACUUGGCCAUGUGGGUAAUGAAACUUAUGGACGCUUCCUCCUAGAUGUGCUUCAUGAUGAGGGAAUUGGUAUUAUCAGAAUGGAUAAAGAUGCAGAUUCAGUUGCAAGCCCUAGUGCCUCCUAUGAAACACUUCUAUGCUGGGUUUUGGUGGACCCUUUUUCAAAACAUGGAUUUUGUAGUCGAGCUGAUUUUAUCAAGGAGCCUGCUUUCAGUUGGAUGAGAAAACUCUCUGGAGAAGCAAGGAUGGCAAUCAAGAAGUCAAAGAUUCUAUUCUGCAAUGGUUAUGGCUUUGAUGAGUUUUCUCCCAGUUUAAUUGUUUCUGCUCUAGAUCAUGCUAUGGAAUUAGGAACUUCAGUAUUUUUUGAUCCUGGUCCACGGGGGAAGUCACUUUCUGUUGGAACACAUGAACAGCAAAUGGCACUUGACCGGCUUUUGAGGAUGAGUGAUGUUCUUCUUUUAACUUCUGAUGAGGCUGAACCAUUGACUGGAAUAGCAGACCCUGUAUUGGCUGGAAAAGAGUUGCUAAAGAAAGGAGUGCGUACAAAAUGGGUGAUCAUUAAGAUGGGCCCAAAAGGUUCUAUUCUGAUCACAAUGUCAAGCAUCUCCUAUGCACCAGCGUUCAAGGUGAAUGUGAUUGAUACUGUUGGCUGUGGAGAUAGUUUUGUUGCUGCCAUUGCAUUUGGGUUUCUUCAUGAUAUGCCCACAGUUAAUACAUUAGCACUUGCAAAUGCAGUGGGUGCUGCAACUGCCAUGGGUUGUGGUGCUGGUAGAAAUGUUGCCACCCUGGAAAGUGUUAUCAAGCUCAUGAAGGUUUCAGACCUCAAUGAGAAAGAACAUUUCUGGAAUGAGUUACUCGAAAAUGUGGAUACUCCAGAGAUCUUACUCCUCUCAAGAACUAGGAUAAAUGGAAGUAACAAUCAGCUGAAACAUGUCUCCCUGCAAGAUGUAGUUUCCGAAUUGCUGUAUAAGCUUCAAACUGUGCAGGAGAGGGUUGUAACAUCUUGAUGUAGGAUGGAAAGUCACCCUACAACAAAACUGAGUCAGUGAUGACUAGAAUUACCUGAUGGCCUCUAUCUUUGCGUUGCAAUUGUUGGAGACAUAAUUUUGGUAGCAAGAGAAUAGAUGAAUGAAAAACAUUCGGAGGUAAGCAAAGUUUAUUCUCUGUAAUACAUCAUCAGUAUUCUGUGGUACAGGAGAGAGGACCCUUAAUGGGGUUUCGAGUCUUGAGCUUUGAUGAAUGUUUCUUUCAUUAUUUGUACCAUUAUAGAACGUAUGCCUCUCAAGCAUGAAUCGUUGUUCUUUUGCAGUUUGAGCAAUUGAAUAAGUAUGACCUGCUUUGAUUCGACUCUGGUCAUGAUUGGGGAUAACUAGCUGAUAGCAUUUCCUUCACAAGUUUAUUGGAAAACAUGGUCUAAGGGAUGUAUUUUAAUUUACUCUAACAUAUAUUAUAGUCCAUAAAGGAUAUCAGUCUCA
Messenger RNA from Nelumbo nucifera (sacred lotus), 2137 nucleotides. Its product is annotated as fructokinase-1-like. NCBI's taxonomy places the organism in Eukaryota, Viridiplantae, Streptophyta, Magnoliopsida, Proteales, Nelumbonaceae. The record is from RefSeq and is a predicted model, not a curated record.